Molecule: messenger RNA, 1525 nt
Organism: Lactuca virosa
Lineage: Eukaryota; Viridiplantae; Streptophyta; Magnoliopsida; Asterales; Asteraceae
Source: the annotation of a GenBank genome assembly
AUGUUAAAGUUGGGAGUUUAUGGGCUACUUUUGAAGUUUUGUUUAACAAAGCUUGACGAGAAGGCAAUUUUCCUGUUCAUCACAUCAUCAAACGUUGAAAUCCCUUCACGCUUGCAGAGUUUUGAUUCGACCAAGAUGACACCUGUUGGCCCUUUUGUGAAAGCUGCUCGACCUGAUGAUGCAUCUUCAAAAAAAUCCAGUGAAAUCCAAAGCAAACAUCAGGGAGGAUGUCCAAUGAGUAAAGAAGUCCAAAAUAAGCAUCAGGGAUGCCCAAUGAGUAAAGAAGCCCAAAAUAAGCAGCAGGGAUGCCCAAUGAGCAAGGAAAACCAAAACAAACAGCAGGGACAAGGAUGUCCAAUGAGUAAAGUCAAGCAAGAUUCCGAAGAAUCCAAAUCUAAUGUCAUUUCCCCAAAAUGCCCCUUUGGAUAUGAUUCUCAAACAUUCAAAAUCGGCCCCUUCAGUUGCCUGAUAUGCCAAGCCCUACUCUUUGAAUGUAGCAGAUGUGUUCCUUGUACUCACGUGUUUUGCAAAGCAUGCAUAUCAAAGUUCAAUGAUUGUCCUCUAUGUGGAGCUGACAUUGAGAAGAUAGAAGCUGAUGCAAAUCUUCAAAGUGUAGUUGACCGGUUUAUCGAAGGUCAUGCUAGAAUUAAAAGGUCUCCUGUGGAUACAGAUGAAAAGGAAAAAGAAAUAAUUGGUGAGAAGAAAACAGUGAUAUAUGAAGAUGUCUCAUUGGAAAGAGGUGCUUUCCUUGUACAACAUGCAAUGAGAGCAUUUCGUGCUAAUAAUGUAGAAAGUGCAAAAUCAAGACUUAGUUUAUGUGCACAAGAUAUAAGAGAACAGCUGGAAGUAGCAGGGAAUACAUCUGAGUUAUGCUCACAGUUAGGAGCUGUUCUUGGUAUGCUUGGUGACUGUUGUCGUGCAAUGGGAGAUGGCAAUUCUGCAGUUGGAUAUUUUGAUGAGAGUGUCAAUUUCCUUUCGAAAGUGGGAACAGAUGAUCUAGAGGUUACACAUACACUUUCGGUUUCUUUGAAUAAAAUUGGGGAUCUGAAAUAUUAUGAAGGUGAUUUGAAAGCUGCAAGGGAUCAUUACUUUCGGGCUCUUGAUGUUCGUCGAAAUGCUAUAAAAGAUUCUUCAAAAGCUCCAUCACAGGUUCUAGAUGUGGCUGUAUCCCUUGCAAAAGUCGCUGAUGUGGAUAGAAAUCUUGAUGCCGAGGAUACAGCAAUUGAAGGGUUUCAAGAAGCCAUAAAUUUGCUGGAAUCUUUGAAUAUAAAGUCUGAAGAAACUGCACUGGAACAACGGCGUGUUUCUGUAUUGGAAUUCCUAAAUGGUCAACUCUCCAAAAAGCAAUCCAACUGAGAUUCAAAUCAGAAUGAUGCUCUAUUUUGCACAUCUCAAGAAGCUUUUAAUUGAGUUCAUGAAUGAUGAUAUGAUAUGGGUUCUUUUGGACCCUAAUACUAAUAGUAAUAUAUAUGGAGCUAAGUCGGACAUUGCUCAAGAAUAAUAUCUAGCUCCUCGUUGCUAUGCU